CUUUGCUUUUAGGUUUCGGCUCUUACUGCUUAACGGAACACAAUAAUCGAGAAUGGCCAGUAACGUUACAAUCCGAAUAGCGGCCGAUCGGGUUGACAUUCCCCUGCUGAACGUGGAAGACAAAAAUCAGCGUCUGUUUACACCCGGCGAAGUCGUCACGAGCCAGCAGGGCUUUAUGCGUGGCCACGGAACGUAUAUGGAGGAUGAAAACAUCAAAUCAUCCGUCGCCGGCGUGAUGGUGCAGGUCAACAAGUUGAUCACGGUGAAAGCACUUAAAGGGCGCUACGUGGGGGAAGUCGGAGAUGUGGUGGUAGCUCGCGUAACCGAGGUGCAGGAGAAACGCUGGAAGGUCGACACAAACUCUCGGCUCGACUCCGUGCUGCUCCUUUCGUCCGUCAACCUGCCCGGCGGAGAGCUUCGUCGCCGUGGGGCCGAGGACGAGAAGCAGAUGCGCAAGUACCUGCAGGAAGGGGAUCUGAUAUCGGCCGAGAUACAGAAUGUCCACUCGGACGGGGUACUGUCGCUGCACACGCGCAGCCUCAAGUACGGCAAGCUGUCGCAAGGCAUUCUGGUGAAGGUGUUCCCGGCGUUGAUUCGACGCCGCAAGACCCACUUCCACAAUCUACCCUGCGGCGCGUCCAUCAUUCUCGGCAACAACGGUUUCAUCUGGAUAGCGCCGAUUCUCAACACGGAGGGUGAAGGUGUGCGUGGUGGCUUUACGCAAAACCUCGACGACGUGGUACCGAAGGAAGACCGGGAAACGAUUGCCCGGCUGAAGAACUGCAUCCUGGGGCUGGCACACUGCAAAAUGAUGCUUUACGAUACGAGCAUACUGUUCGCGUACGAGGAAUCGAUGAAAUACGAGGUGCUUGAGCUGCUUCACCCGGAAGUGAUCGCGGAUGUAGCUUUCCUGACGCAGCACCGACUCCACGUCUUGAAUCAAUAAA
Anopheles cruzii is the source of this 947-nucleotide messenger RNA. RefSeq names its product exosome complex component RRP4 (gene Rrp4). Gene Ontology annotation, biological process: TRAMP-dependent tRNA surveillance pathway; U4 snRNA 3'-end processing; exonucleolytic trimming to generate mature 3'-end of 5.8S rRNA from tricistronic rRNA transcript (SSU-rRNA, 5.8S rRNA, LSU-rRNA). The coding region runs from base 53 to 946 and encodes 297 amino acids. Gene Ontology annotation, molecular function: RNA binding. The record is from RefSeq and is a predicted model, not a curated record. NCBI's taxonomy places the organism in Eukaryota, Metazoa, Arthropoda, Insecta, Diptera, Culicidae. The transcript is spliced from 3 exons. Gene Ontology annotation, cellular component: nuclear exosome (RNase complex); cytoplasmic exosome (RNase complex).